AUGAUGCGUAGCAGUCGUUUAAACUGGGGUAGUAGCGAUAACAGAGUUAGCACAUCUGAACUCUUCAUUUUGUUGGAGCAGAAUUGCAGCUCGAGUACACCACCGGAUGUUAUAGCACCCCAUACCAUCACAUUUCCGCCUCCAAAAUUUCGUCGGGGAAAAACUCGACGUUCUUUACAAGACCAAUCAGUUGCCAUAUUUUUACUAGCGAAUUCCAUACGAGCGACUUUGUGGCGUGGCAAAAGACAUGGAGCUGGUACCAUUCUACCGUACUCGAGGUGCUUAGUGCGUUUUAAAGCCCUCCAAAUUGUUUGCCGAUUUACGGGAACUGAACAUUUUGUUGCUAGCUUCUGGCAACUAAUAGUUGAAUUACUAGCGACACGUGCAAUUAUUCUUUCAUCGCGACUGGUCAAUUUUCUUUUCCGCCCGCCUGCCUUUUUGAUCCCGUAUUCAUCUUAUUUUCGUAAAAAACAAGAAACCAGCCCGUGGGAUCUUCCAAUCUUCGAAGCAAUAUCGCGUAUACCGAAACCUUGCUCAACUAGAACCGUAAUUCGACCCUUUUCAAAUUCGUUCAAUGGUUUACCGCGAGGCAUAUCGACGAGAAUAUUCAUUAGUAAGCAAUCAAAAAUAAGUAAUGACAUUUACCGCAAAACUACUGAAAAAAAGCGACAUAAUUGUUUUGGAUUUAUAGUUUUGCAACAAGUACGUUUUAGGUUAUAUUACUUCUUGCAAAUUUUGUAAUGGUAAAAAAAAAUAAAUCACCCCAUCAAAAGGGAGUUCCCAUUACGCAAAGGUCAUAGAAGAAUUUUGUUUCAUAUCUCUUUUUUACGCCUGCAACACAAAUAUUUGUCGUGGAUUUAUAGUUUUGCAACGGAGUGUAUGUAUGUAGGUAUGCAAUUUGU
This is a messenger RNA of Rhagoletis zephyria (snowberry fruit fly), 902 nucleotides long. RefSeq lists its product as uncharacterized. The record is from RefSeq and is a predicted model, not a curated record. Lineage: Eukaryota; Metazoa; Arthropoda; Insecta; Diptera; Tephritidae.